AUGUCAAGAAUGUUGCUGAUUCUGUUGAUAGCGAUACUGCCACUUGCUGCUCAUGGAUCAAGAUUGUACAGCUGGGCUAAUCGUCUUGAGGAAUCAGGGAAGGACAAGGUUACGAACCUUCAGUUCUAUUUCCACGACACCUUGAGCGGCAAGAAUCCGACCGCCGUCAAGGUGGCUCAGGCGGCCGAUACCGACAAAUCCCCGACGCUGUUCGGUGCCACGUUCAUGGUCGACGAUGCUCUCACCGAGACAGCCGAUCCCAAAUCCAAGCUCGUGGGCCGGGCCCAAGGCCUUUACGGUUCUUCAUGUAAAGAAGAGUUAGCUCUGAUAAUGGCGAUGAGCUUCUCUUUUGAGGACGGUCCGUACAAGGACAGCACCAUUAGCAUGAUCGGAAAGAAUUCGGCGAUGAACCCUAUUCGAGAAAUGCCUAUUGUUGGUGGCACGGGGAUAUUCAGGAUGGCUCGUGGCUACGCUAUUGCACAGACCAAUUGGUUCGAUCCAAAGACCGGUGAUGCCAUCGUUGGCUAUAACGUUACUGUUGUUCACUAA
Messenger RNA from Microthlaspi erraticum, 549 nucleotides. NCBI's taxonomy places the organism in Eukaryota, Viridiplantae, Streptophyta, Magnoliopsida, Brassicales, Brassicaceae. The record is from the annotation of a GenBank genome assembly.